Molecule: messenger RNA, 8344 nt
Organism: Anopheles funestus (African malaria mosquito)
Lineage: Eukaryota; Metazoa; Arthropoda; Insecta; Diptera; Culicidae
Gene: FANCI
Product: Fanconi anemia group I protein
Exons: 13
Coding region: 144-4508 (1454 amino acids)
Biological process (GO): DNA repair
Molecular function (GO): DNA polymerase binding
Source: RefSeq, a predicted model, not a curated record
UGGAACGAAACUGGAGUUGUCAAACAAAAAAAAAUAAAAUAAGUCAACGUCGUUGCGCGGGAUUUGAAUGUUUACAAAGUUUCGUGUAAAGUCUUGUACGCCGGUUUUGUUUCAUACGUGUUGUGUGUGUUUGCUUUUGUAAAAUGCUUCCUAAUCUUGUAACUUCCGUGAUUAAGUUGGGUCAAAAAAGACAGAACGAUGAAUUGAAGGAAUUGCUAGAGAAAAUGCCAACAUCGCAAAUUAUCGACAUGGUUGUGUCUAACAUUGAUUCUAUUGAUGGGUACACGCUUUGGCACUUUACCUUACUCGGAUUAGCACAUUCGGAGCGAAGUGCCGGCAAACGGUUCGAGCUAGUUAUGGCUGUACUUCAGCACUUGAACGUUGUGGAGCUCUCAACGAAGCAGAUAUUCGAUUUGAUUGCACGAUUCUUGACCGACCUACCGUCCCUUGCUUCGGAACAAUUGGUAGAAAUUUGUGAACUAUGCAUCGAAUCAAUCCGGGCUGGUGAUCCGAAAUGUAUUACAUGGAAGCAUUUGCUACCUCAAACGAUUCUCCAACUGUCUGGCAGUGCCGGAAGAUUCAACGCCAAUGGUCUGCUUCUGAGUGGAUCCGAAUAUCGCCAGAAACUGUUGGAGGAAAUAUUUAAAAUGAAGCUACAACUAGCCAUUCUCACACCUUUAUGCGGAAUGUUUCGAGAUUUCACUCUAUCCAAAGACGAAACCAGUAUCUUUGUCACGAAAGUGUCGGAUAAUCUGAAAAACAUAGAACCGCUAGAGCUUCCCCCACUGGCGUGUCAACUGUUUCACGUUUGCUUGAAGCAUCCAGGUUUGUUGGUGAUUCCCUUGAUUGCGCUGCAGAAAUAUUUCCACAAGAAUUACUACAAGAAACUGUUGUCGAAUGAAAACAGCGACACCACCGAUUUCGAUAGUAUUGAUCGCUAUUCCGAUAGUGAGAUUCGAGAAGCGGAAGAAACCAUCCUGUUUCAUCUGUCGAACGUAAUCGAAUUUCGUGUCGAUGAAACGCAAACUGUAGCCAUGUUUAAACCAUUUCAAAACAACCCAGAAGUAUUGCUUACCCCCUUUCUGGUCGGGGCGCUGCUUGCGAUGAGCAAAAUAAACCGACAACCGGACACAACCGAUGUUGUUGCAUCGCCCAUCAUGGCAUUUCUCAUCAAGCUAAUAGCGAUCAGUGAGAAAGAGCGUGAAAUGUGCACUCAAUCUGCUUGGUGCCGAGGCCGCAUUGAACCAUCGGUGAUUGCACGUAUCGAUCAGCUGUUUAGCACAUUGACGGAAAAUAGUCAGGAGGGAAAGGAAGUCGUAACACCGGGACUUAUUAAUUUCGCAUUCGCAUUAUUGCUAGCCAAGAAGCAACAGAAGCUGCACGGUAUAGCGAUCAAUUUCUUUCAGCUAUUCAUCAAGAGACGAUUCAUCUUUGGCAAUGGUAUUAUCGCAAAAAUUAAGAAGUAUCUGUUUGCCGAUCUCGAAGAAACGCAGUUUAAUACUUGCUUGACAACGCUAAGCUUAACCAAUGCGCUUACCGUCUCUGAAUGCACAAACACGAUUCAGUUUAUCAUGGACUAUUUACUGCUGAUAAAUGGAACCCAUGCCAUGCGGUUUAUGGCAUUCAUUUUUCCAUUGCUGCGCAUUUCGCACACGAUCCGAGAUCGGUACAUCGAAGUAUUGCGGAAGGCUAUGUACAAUGGCGAAAUAUCAACACGCAUAAUGGGUGUAUUUGGAUUCUGUUCGCUUUUGAAGCAAUUGAAAAAUAACAAUUCUCGUCGCUCUAUCAUGGGCAGUGGCGCAGGCAAUUAUACACAACUCACGAUCUCCGGUAUGUCGUUGCUGUCACAAGCCGCGUACGGUUCAGCGAACAAUCCUAACGUGCAUUUCGAUAUGCUAACGCUUGAAAUAAUGGGAAUUUUGCGGAAAUGUUUUACCCAGACGCUUGAAGUCAGGGAAAUGCUUUACGAAGCGCUUGGGAGAGCGGUUGAAUUCAACACCCAGCUAUUGCCGCACGUGCUACAGUUCAUUGAUUGGCACUUUGAAAGUUUCUUCGGAGAAAACCCGAAAGAAUCGUUCCGAAUUGAUUUCGAAAAGUGUGUCCGUUAUAAGGGUGAACUGAACGAGGACGAUCCAUCGGAUGAACAGCGAUCCAUAGUGGUGUACGACAAUGUCGGACGGUUGACAGCGUUUAUGGUGCAUUGUGUAGUGCUUUGCGACCAGCACGAUGUCCAGCAUGAUAUCAGUGCGGUCAAAAACACGUUACAACUCAUCGUCGAACGAAUUGAUAAUUUCAGCCCGGAUGAUAUGGGAAUAGUUGGUAAGCUGGAUACAAAGAGUGCCGUUGUUGCUACACAAUAUUUGAAUGUCCUAGAGGCCUCUAUGGCAUAUUGUGCCUGGAAAACAAACCACGACAAUAUCUUGUUGCGUGAUUUUGUACGCUUGUUUAAACACCAUCAGCAUUGUUUUGAGAAUUUUAAGAAAAUGGAACCGAAAAAGGGAAAUAAAAAGAUUGCCUCUGAACACACCAUCAAUACUUCCACAUUAGCAGGACAAUUAAAAGCAGGAACUGGUUUCAAACCAGAAAAUAUAUGGGACUUGGCCACUAUUGAAAAAAUUCUACGAAUAUCGCUUGAUACCAUGACCAAUUAUGCGAAGGAGGAAGAUCUUAAACUAUUCCGUGGGAAUCGAGAUUUGCAGCAAUAUAUACUUAAAAUAGCCUGUCAAAGGCUGGAAGGGUUACGAUCGCUUCCCGAUUAUUGGCAAGUGAAUCACAGCAAACGUAUAUUUGGCCAUUUGGCUGAGUGCACCAAGCUAGUAUACGAUCGAUGUAUAAAGAAAACUUCCGAGCUGGCCGAAAACGGUAGUUUGCUCGUUGUACAGGCUGCUGUUGACUGUUUCCGACAGGCUCUAACAUCGGCGAUCGAAUUGUAUGAGCGAAAGUUUAACGAUUUUCUACAACUAAUUUGUUGUACAAUAGGUCCGUCGUUUAAGAAGGAGUUACUGGUGCAGCUGCAGACGAUCGUGGAUUGGUACUUCAAAGAUGGAAACGAACCGGAAUCGGUCGGAGAUAAAAUCAUUGUGGGAUUGUUACAAUGUUUGGAACUGCUGUACAAAUCACCUGUCAUCACACAAGAUCAUUUGGCGCAGGGUUACGAAUGGAUGCAGAAUUUUUGUAUCAACACUAAACUGAAGCAGAAAUCGUUCGCUAUUAUGCAUCGAUUGUUGUUCGACUUACGUAUGCGCACACAAACUGGAGCAUAUUUUGAUUCGAUAGCAAUUCGUUUGGAGUUAAAAUUUGGUCAAAUAGCUACCGAAGAAACAAAUCCGUUGUUUUACUUUAAAUCAAUUACUUCCGCUACAGCGGAACCGACAUUUCACUGUUUGUGUGCGAUCUUUCGACAACAGGUAGAGGAGAUUGAACAUUUGAUACUACGCAGUAACAGCCUUAUGAUGCGUUUGAAAGUUUUCGGAUUAGAAGACACAGAUCAGACGUCACAGUUGUUGAAGUCCAUCGAACGAUCUAUUUGCUCGCAGUUGGUUCACAUUUUAGGAUCCUUAACGCAUUUAUGUAAUGCUAAUUUGCCGCUCGGGUCAACUAUGGAUGCGCUAAUCAAACUGUUGCUUUCAGUAUACGGAUGUCUCGCAAAUUUAAGCAAACACUUUUUGGCUCGUCAUUCGAUUGUUCCAAUCGCCUAUGACGUUACUAAGUUCAAUUUGGUGGUGAAGUCAUCUAAACCACUUGCGUCGAAGAUAUACGAUCUUAUACCCUUUAUUGAGGAGAACAUUAUUGGACAGGAGGAAGGAGAAGAAGAACCCAGUUCGGCAAAAUCCAAUCGCGAUAAAGUACUACGACAGACGAAAUUGAUUCCCAAGCUUGUAUUCCGCAUUGAGACGUUUAACAAGAUCGUUAUGCAGUUAAGCAAAAAGACCAAGAAAGAUUUAACUUAUCUGCUACAUAUGGGCACGGUGCGAGACUUUCGCAUCAAGACGUCUGCGUUGGUCGAAGCGAUACAGAGGACAAUCACUGAUAGAACCAAUCCGGAAGAAACGGUUGACGAGGAAGAAGUGGAACCCCAGUUGGACCGACACGAGGACGAUGACGAUGAUGAAGAAAAUAUCAAUCGUACGGCUUGUUCGAACCGUUCUGAAGUUACCGGUGCCGUUCAGGAAACGAAAGCAAAUGCAACCAGCCACAUGAGCUCGGAAGCGCUAGUGUUGAAAAAUUUGGCCCGUUUGAAUGAACGCACUAGAAAAUCGGCGAAAAAACGAGCGCUGGAAAACGUAAAAGCUGUAGAAGAGACAUCGGUGGCAAAUAAAAAAUCCAAGCCCACAAAAAAGAAAGGCACUGUGGGGAAGAUAAACAAACGCGUGCUGGAAGAAUUCGGCACCGUGCCGGAUGUGGAGAAUGCGGCUCCCGAAUCCGAUGUUCAGGUGGAUCAACCAGUAACGCGUACACGUACCCUAGGAUUGCCGAGACGAAGCGCAAGAAAAAGUAACGCGGAAUGAAAUAAAACAAUCCACUACUUAUGAUAUAAAACAUCGACUGAAAAAACUUCAACUACUCUAUUCUUGCAUACUAUUUGCUGAUUUUGAAGUUUAAAAACUGGACCGAAGCGAACUGAAUUUACCGAAGCGAACUGCAUCAGAUUUACAGAUGAGGGCACCAAGGUAAGCCUGAUUUAGUACAAACUACGGACAGGUAAUGAACGAAAAGCAAAUAAGUACAUUAGUAAGUAAGUAAAUGAGGUUGAUUAAGAUUCAAACAGUGUAAUCCAUGAAAAUAAAGUUUUUGCUCCUAGAAGGAAGUAUAUAUUACUUUAACUCACACACAAAUGAAUUGAUCAUCUAGGAGAUUCUCCAAGUUUCCUUACAAACUUGCAAUUUAAUUACUGAUUUAAUAGUUACUGUUGAGUUAUGAAUUAUAGGUUAACUGACAAUUUGAAUUACUGUCACCGAAGUGGCUAAUGAAGUUUUUGGCAGCACUGUUUCCACAGUGCAUACGUUUUUUAGUCAGUCGCGUACAAGGAGAGCAAGGAAUAGGACGUGAUUUUGAAAGGAAUAAAAUACACAACGUAGGGCAAUAUCAACGUCUUAUAAUUUACACUACACAAGAAAGAACGCAACAUUGGUGCCGUGACCAGGAUUGGUUAAGUUUAAUGCGUUUGUGAUAGUACUGGUUACCUAUACGAAAAACAAUCGAAGUGGAACAAUCUGGGGGGAUUUCUGUUAAAGUGAAAAUCGCGAAUUGCGUGUGAAAUCCAUUGUGUACCACUAUAUGGGUUAUCUUGUUCUUGUACGUUUUGGAGCGACUCAUAUAAAUCGUCAAAGCGAUUUGUGUCCUUUGGAGUUCUUCAGUUGAGUGUCGUGAAAAAUGGCGGUUUAUGAGGAAGAACCUUUCGCAGGUUUUUCAGAGGAAGCUGAAUCUCCAAAUACGGUGCGGCGCGCACUGUUUUGUGAUGUGAGCGAUGCAAAACGUGAGCGUGAUCGUAUUGUGCGAUCGGUGAAAAGGAUGGACGCAUUUCUAGCGGAAUAUCAGGAAAAGGAUUACCCGGAAUUGACACCGCGUAUCGAACUCUUAAACGAUCGUUGGCGGGAAUUCCAGGUAAUAGCUAGAAAGAUAGAUGCGAAAGAAAGAACCGAAGAAAACGACGCAAUAUACGACAACAUGGAGAGCUCAGUGGUUCGAUUGAAAGGACAAUUACUGCGAAAAUUAGGCGAAGUGAGCGAUAUGGCGCGAGUGAAACCAGAGCAGGACAGCAGUACAAGUGACGCGGUUCGGCUUACUCGCUUAACACUACCUGAAUUUUCUGGGAAGUAUGAUGAAUGGCUAUCCUUCCAUGAUAUGUUUGUUGUGACAAUACACGACAAUAAAAGGCUCUCUUCAGUGGAAAAAAUGCUGUACCUGAAAAGAUCGCUCAAAGGGGAAGCAUUAAAAGUGAUAGAUGCAUUACCGGUUUGCAAUGCGAAUUACGAUGUGGCGUGGGCUGCUUUGAAUAAGCGUUAUGCCAAUGAGUAUAUUUUGAAAAAGCGCCACGUAAAUGCGAUGUUGCUAUGGCCACAGAUGAAGACAGCAAACAAUGAGAACAUCCAUGGGCUGAUCGAAUGUUUCGAGCGCAAUCUGAAGAUUUUGCAACAUCUUGGUGAAAGCACCGACCAGUGGGGUAUUCUGUUGGCACAAAUUAUUAUUUCCAAGCUGGACCUAAGCACGCAACAAAAAUGGGAACGGCGUGUGGAAGAGAGCAAUGAGAAUUCGGUGGGCGACUUAUUGAACUUUUUGCGAGCCCAGACGCGCAUCAUGGACGCUGUUGCUGUCGAUAAACCUAAGGCGACGGGCAAAGUCGUCAGUGAACGUCGUGUUGCGUCGAAUGUGGCGGUGGAAGCCAAAUGCAUAAAGUGUGGUGGGUCGCACCUGAUAGACAAUUGUGAUGCUUUCCGUGCAUUAACUGUGGGACAACGGCGUGAAAUAGUGGAAGGAAAAAAGCUGUGCUCUAGUUGUCUAAAACCUGGGCAUUUUCAGGCAAGGUGUUGGUCUCGCGCGAGAUGCACUGUAUGCAACAGAAAGCAUCAUUUUUUGCUACAUAGUGAGGAAAACGGGACAGUAAGAGCCACUCUAGAAGACACACCAAGCCAGAAUGCAGCAGUUAAUGCGUCAGCUGGAGAAGGAUCUGGUACUGUAUUUUUGUCGACCGCUAUAGUCCACGUGAAAACCAGCGGUGGGAAGUGGUUGCCAGCUAGAGCGCUGAUCGACAGUGGUUCACAAGUAAGCUUGAUGACCAAAGAUCUAGCUGCGCGACUGAACUUACCAUACUCACAGUCGAGUACGGUUCUAUCGGUUGUUGGUGAAUCGAGGAUUAGCCUGCAGACAUCGGUCAUGGCGAAAGUACGUUCCCGAGAUGGAAAAUAUAAGGAAAACAUGCAGUUUCUGGUGCUACCGAGAAUAACAGAAUACAAUCCAGCGAGUGGUGCAAAAAUCAGCCCAGACGCGCAUCAUGGACGCUGUUGCUGUCGAUAAACCUAAGGCGACGGGCAAAGUCGUCAGUGAACGUCGUGUUGCGUCGAAUGUGGCGGUGGAAGCCAAAUGCAUGAAGUGUGGUGGGUCGCACCUGAUAGACAAUUGUGAUGCUUUCCGUGCAUUAACUGUGGGACAACGGCGUGAAACAGUUGAAGGAAAAAAGCUGUGCUCUAGUUGUCUAAAACCUGGGCAUUUUCAGGCAAGGUGUUGGUCUCGCGCGAGAUGCACUGUAUGCAACAGAAAGCAUCAUUUUUUGCUGCAUAGUGAGAACAACGGGACAGCAAGAGCCACUCUAGAAGACACACCAAGUCAGAAUGCAGCAGUUAAUGCGUCAGCUGGAGAAGGAUCUGGUACUGUAUUUUUGUCGACCGCUAUAGUCCACGUGAAAACCAGCGGUGGGAAGUGGUUGCCAGCUAGAGCGCUGAUCGACAGUGGUUCACAAGUAAGCUUGAUGACCAAAGACCUAGCUGCGCGACUGAACUUGCCAUACUCACAGACGAGUACGGUUCUAUCCGUGGUUGGUGAAUCGAGAAUUAGCCUGCAGACAUCGGUCAUGGCGAAAGUACGUUCCCGAGAUGGAAAAUAUAAGGAAAACAUGCAGUUUCUGGUGCUGCCGAGAAUAACAGAAUACAAUCCAGCGAGUGGUGCAAAAAUCAGCCGUCAACAACUUCCAUCUAACUUCGUACUAGCAGAUCCUUAUUUUGAUGAGAAAGUUAAUAUUGAUUUGCUUUUAGGAUCUGAAUUUUACGCUGAUUACUUGAAGCCAGAUAGCCGCGGAAUAUUGCGUGCCGAUUUUGGAACUGCACUUCCAACAUUCAUCCACACGGUAUUCGGAUGGGUAGCCGUGGGACAAGUGCAUACGAAGAAUCCGCAAACCAAGGUAAGCCAUCCAUAUAUUACCUGUGGUACUUGUGUUCGGUUGGAGGAUUUAAUCGAAAGAUUUUGGACUAUUGAAGAAGUUCACCAUGCACCAUUGCGCACACAAGAGGAAAAUGAUUGCGAAGCCCAUUUUAUGCAACACCAUCAUCGGGAUGGUGAAGGUAGAUAUGUGGUGAAACUACCUUUAAAGGGAGAUGUGCGGAUGCAAUUGGGACAUUCGGAGGCGACGGCAAGAAAGCGAUUUCUGCAACUGGAGCGUCGUUUUAAUCGAGACCAGAGUUUGAAGCAGCAAUAUUCAGCCGUUAUUGAUGACUACAUCCAAAGGGGAUUUUUAGUCAAAGUUGAUACGACACUGAGCUGUGAGGAUAUAAGCACUGCUUAUUAUUUGCCGCAUCAUCCGGUUAUUAAAACAUCGAGCACAAGCACCAAAGUAAGACCAGUGUUCGACGGA